This is a messenger RNA of Cylindrotheca closterium, 1296 nucleotides long. The record is from the annotation of a GenBank genome assembly. Lineage: Eukaryota; Bacillariophyta; Bacillariophyceae; Bacillariales; Bacillariaceae.
AUGACCAUAUUGGCAGAUCCAUCAGGUCUGAUUGUUGGAGAUGCGGAAACAGUCGGAAUACGAUACUUUCCUGGAGAGGAAGACAAAUGUCCUCCAUUUCGCGUCUUGUAUCCUGCAUCCUUCAACGUUCGUCAUUCCUCCUCUUUAGGUGAAGAAAACGAACAAGAAGGAUCCACAACAACAACAAGGGCAUCAAACCAAACAAGUCGAAGGCGGGUCAGCUGGUUUCACGAACAUGGAGUCGCGUUCUUUUGGAAUGGGUAUCUUCAUGUUGCCGGAAUUAAGAAAGGAUCUUGGUUAUUCGCAUUUCUAUCCACCGCAAUUGGUGCGAUUGCCUCCAUUGCAACCUUUUCGUGUUCCGUGCUCGGAUGGAAUGGUUUGCAUUUCCCAAGAGGGCUUCUAUCAGUGGAUGCACCACCAGCAAUUGUCAUCGAGACAAAGAAGAAAGACAAGAAACCUUUGAUUGUGUUCUCACAUGGUCUGACGGGGACGGGUGAAGAAAAUUUACUUCUCAUGUCAGCCUGGGCCAAAAUGGGAUUCGUUGUGGUUUCUGUUCAUCACACAGAUGGGAGCUCCUGCCGGGUGCGAAUCCAAAAUGCAGCAUCAGUAGCAGCAGCUGCAGCAGCAGAUGGUUUUUACAAACAUGGCCCGCCAUUUGCCAACUACGACGCUACCUUUCGUCCCAAACAAAUAUUGCAUCGAACCAGGGACAUUCAGCAGGCUUUGGAGUUUGUGGCGACCAGUCCAGAUUUGGCAAAGAUUCGCUCCAUCUGCAAUAUUCAAGAAAUCAUCUCGGCUGGGUUUUCCUACGGCGCUGCAACAGCUGUCUUGGUAGCACAUACCAUUCCACAACGAAUCAAAGGUUUGAUUCUAUUGGAUGGAUGGUUCUACAUUGAUGUUUCCCAAGCAGCAGGUAUUGAAUUCGAGUUUCCACCGCAGGCAUUUCUACCAGAAGACGGCAGCGAUUUAUCGACGAUAGUUCCUAGUGUCUUUAUCAAUUCAGAAGCUUUUGAGAGCUACACUAAAAUUUACCAAGCCACUCGUCGGUUGGCAAGACAGUUCAGUGGGAGUGGAUCGGUUCCACGACAAAACGAAACACCGUUAUCAUUCGACAACAUGCAUGUCCUCAAGGGUACCCAACACAACAACUUUUGCGACGUGAUUUUUUGGUUCCCCACUAGAUUGCUCCGAUAUUUGGGCGUCAUUGGACAAGGGUGUGAUCCCAGAGACCGAUAUCGCGAGAUCAUUCGAAUAUCAUCAGACUUUUUGAAGACCAACUUCCAUGAAACAUCAUGA